AUGGGUUCUGUCGACUGGGGUACUGCUGGUGUUUCUCUGCUGGAUAGGCAACUGUCUGGGUGUUACACCUUUUCUUUACUGCUAGAGGCUGCUGUAGGAGCUAGGUAG
Fibroporia radiculosa is the source of this 108-nucleotide messenger RNA. RefSeq lists its product as uncharacterized. The record is from RefSeq and is a predicted model, not a curated record. NCBI's taxonomy places the organism in Eukaryota, Fungi, Basidiomycota, Agaricomycetes, Polyporales, Fibroporiaceae. The transcript is spliced from 2 exons. The coding region runs from base 1 to 108 and encodes 35 amino acids.